Molecule: messenger RNA, 1288 nt
Organism: Zychaea mexicana
Lineage: Eukaryota; Fungi; Mucoromycota; Mucoromycetes; Mucorales; Lichtheimiaceae
Product: Alpha/beta hydrolase fold-3
Exons: 3
Coding region: 288-1007 (239 amino acids)
Molecular function (GO): hydrolase activity
Source: RefSeq, a predicted model, not a curated record
CGAUGCGGUUGCUAUUAGCACCUACCAGCGCAGACAAACGUCAUAUUUUACGUGUUAAGCGAGAGACUUGGAGCGCCGACUGGAUCAUCCCUAACAUAAAGAAGCAUAAAGAUGCUCAUGCUCGGGCAGAGGAAAUUGCACAGCAGGCGGAUAUCAUCAUUCUAUAUUUCCACGGUAUUGUUCUUUUAUAGUUCUGUUUUUAUGAUCACGAUAAUUUUGUCAAGAGCUAAUUGUGACUAAAUGAUUAUCCAGGUGGUGGAUUCCAUUUAGGUUUCUCCACUGAAUACAUGCCAAGUUUCCUGUACGUGCUUGAAUGUUUGAAAGCGAAGCAUCAAAUGAAGGGGUGCAUUUUGAGUGUAGAUUAUUCGCUUUCUCCGGAAGAGACUUACCCCACUGCUCAAGACAAUUGUGUCAAUGCUUAUCGAUAUCUUGUGCAUGACCUGGGUCUGAGUCCAUCUCGGAUUAUAGUUGCUGGAGACAGUUCGGGUGGGAAUCUCGCGGCUACGGUCCUACUGAGAAUCCGUGAUCAGCGGUCUGACCCUGUAUUGGCAACUAUACCACCUAUCCCAUUGCCAGCAGGAUGUGCAUUAAUUUCACCGUGGGUUACGAUGGAUUUGCCACAAAGGACCGAGAAAUAUUACUGCGACUAUGUGCGGAUCUCACAAAUAGACUAUUAUCGGCAAAACUACGUUCCUCGUUAUGAUUCCAUGGAAGCGAGCUAUCGCGAGGCAUUCAUUCGGCAGCCGUUUAUAUCGCCGUUGCAUGGCGACUUUGAUGAUUUCUGUCCGACCUUUGUUUCGUAUGGUGGCGGUGAGCUGUUUGAGCCUCAGAUCGCAGCUUUCAUCGACAAGUUGGAGAAGCAACAUCAUGUGUCUGUCACAGUCGUGUCGCGCCCAAAGACUGGUCAUAUUCAUAUUGUCGAGCCGCAUGUUUGUCGUAGCAAAGAGAUAUGGCGACAGGAUCUAACAAAGUUUGUCGAUUGGUGUGCAAGCACCGGUGGACAUUGACGUUUUUAAUAGUUAUAGCUACUCAGUUUUCUUAUAUCGACUACUAUAUCAUAGUUGUGUAUACACAUUCAAUAGCAGACCUACUUUUUCUUUUCCUUUAUCCAUUCAACACCAUAUCCCUCAUCCUCUUCACACUCGUUUCUAAAUGAACCGGCACUCCAAAACAUUCGCAAUACGCAAGCAAAAAUAAAGGUGAUGAUUAUUGGCUCAUGUACACGAGAAAAAAGGAGGUAAGUAAUUCCAGGUGGAAAAAACGGGCUUCGGGGGUUUUUUAGCUAUAU